Messenger RNA from Mizuhopecten yessoensis (Yesso scallop), 4516 nucleotides. RefSeq names its product E3 ubiquitin-protein ligase Midline-1-like. The record is from RefSeq and is a predicted model, not a curated record. NCBI's taxonomy places the organism in Eukaryota, Metazoa, Mollusca, Bivalvia, Pectinida, Pectinidae. The coding region runs from base 78 to 2084 and encodes 668 amino acids. The transcript has 2 exons.
GUGACGAGGAAGAAGGACCUUGCACUUGUUAAACAAGGACAAAAACGUAAUAUCGUAGCAGUGACGCCCCAGUCAAUAUGGCGGAAGGUGGACCACGUCAUCAACCGUCGUCGAUAGAAGGAGAAAGACGCCAGUCACUAGACUCCCAGCUACUGGAAUGUCCCAUCUGUCUGGAGCAGCUGAGACAUCCCAAGUCCCUGCCCUGUCUGCAUUCGUUCUGCCAGGAAUGCCUGGGAAGUUACAUCACAAAGGAAUUGUCAGGUAAGACGGCGUCAGCGUCUUCUUUCUCCUGUCCUGUUUGCCGGAAGGUCACUGAGCCUGUGAGCCAAUCAGAAGCUAAGGAAACCUGGGCUGAACAGUUCCCAACCAAUAAUUUGGCUGUAGAAAUGAUCAAACUGUCGCAGAAGACAAGUGAGAAAACAACAUGCAGACCUUGCGAGAAGAAAGGAAAAAUGAAUGUACCAGUGAAACUCUGGUGCGAACAGUACAAUACUUUCUUCUGUGCAGCUUGCAAAGUAGACCACCAUGACAUGUUUCAUGAAGAAUGUGAACCAAAGGACAUCGCGGACGUUAACAUGUCAGCCAUAAUGCGUCGAGAGGUAUCGCCUAACGAUUGUGGAAAACAUAAUGAGAAAAUGGAGUAUUACUGCGAGGACCACCAGCUCCUUGGAUGCAGCAAAUGCAUUAUCGUCGAUCACAGGAAAUGUGAAGUGGUGAUGUCGAUAGAAGAGUCGCGGGACAAACUCAGAAACAGCUCCAAGAUCGAUGAUCUAAUGGACCUGCUUCAUAAAUGCACAGAAGCCAUGAAGACGCUGAUUAAAGAUAUUGGCGAACAACUUCAGUCCAUUUUCUAUGAUCAAGACACGGCACUGAAAAGUUUAACAGAUCUACGCCAAAACAUUGAUCGGAGGUUCGAUUCGCUACAGAAAGAACUGACGGACAAACUAAUAACACACUUUAAAGAGGAAAAGGAAAAUCUGGAAGUAUCGAGACAGCAAUGUGAACGGCUGAUGUUCGCUAUGCAGAACACAUUGACGUCAUCCGAAGAAGCAACAAUGACAGACAACACUGUAGGGACGAUUUGUCUGUUUCAGAGAGGGCAAGCUGAGGUCGCAUCCUGUAAGGGACUGAUACAGGAACUGGAGAAAUCGUCAGUAUCCACCACCCUGAGACAUGAGUAUGACACGCAAACCUUCGACACAAACACCGAUCUGACCAUGGGGAAAAUAGUUGUUGAUAAACAACAGAGAAAUCUGCCGACAACUACCUUGAGUGUGCCAUUGUCUGAAAGACAACUGAGGAUAAUGGGAAAGUUCAAUAUCAAACUUCCUUCUGAUAAAUCUAACUGUACUUCCUGUGGGAUUAUAUACCUACAUGGUGGUUUCAUUGUCUUAGGGGACUGGGCGAACAAAAAUAUCAAGCUAUUUACAGAAAACGGAGACUUCCUAUGUAACAUCAGUAUGGAUGGGACGCCUGUAGAUCUAUGUCAAGUUGACGACAACACAGUAGCAGUGAUGCUGCGGGAGGACACCAUAUGUAUGGUCAGUGUGGAGGAUUUAAAGUUGACCCUUACAUCAACAAUUAAGUUGUCAAUGACGACUAAAGGAUGCUAUGGUAUAACAUACCGGAAUAACAGGUUUGUCGUCGGCAAAGAUACAUCACUUCAUAGCGUAUCAAGAAAAUUUGGGAUAACAUCAAAAAUUCACACACUAAAAUCAAGGUGUUUGCAUCUCGCUAGCGAUCAUCAAAGUGGACACGUCUUUGCCAGUCUCCAUACCAAUAAUCCUAACGAAUCUGCCGUGACUAGACUUUCAGCCGGCUCGAGCACGGACGUAUUGAAAUCAGGGGUUUUGAAACUUACUACAGGAAUAGACGUAGACAUGGAACACAACGUGUACGUGUGUGGCUAUAAUUCUCACAACGUCAUACAGAUGUCUGGGGACGGGACACAUGUCAGAGAACUACUGUCGUCAUCAGAUGGAAUACAAAAGCCGAGGGCGAUUUCUGUAUGUGGUGACAGGGUAGUGAUCACCAACCAAUCGCCAGAUCAACAGAACACUGUUCACGUGUUCCAGCUUGUUUAAGUCAUACACGUGUACCUCUCUACAUGACGAAGUUGCCGGCGGUAUGAGUCGUACUGAAAUUAAAAUUACUUUUACAAUAGGUGACAAAUAUAGAAAAUAAGAAGAAAUUGUACGUAGACUAGAAAACAAUACUUUGCCACAACAAUUAUACUUAAGGGGAAAUCGGAACGUGCACGUUAAGUCGGUUACUCUACAAAAGAACAGCAGUAACCGGUCAGAAACAAAAACAACAGUAAGACAUUAUGAUACACUAUGAGCAAGGCAAAUAUGAGUUUGAGGACGAUCUUAGAACCUCUCCAUGUAGAUUGAUGGGCUCCCCUCUACUUUGAGGGUAGGACAGAAAUAACUUAAUCCAGGGGCCGAUCUUCGGGAUUGUUUAACCCGAAAGGUUGAGUUUUGUUUGGAGCAUGCCCUCAAUUUAGGUGAUGAUCCAUUUUUGUUCUGUCCUUUCAAUGCUUUGCUUGAAAACCAAACAAUCAACCUAACAUAAUGGAUGGACUUUUAGACGUCGCGAUUGCUGGAACAGAUUUUAGAGUAAAAGGACAAUAUGUUCCUAACACAAGCGAUGGAUAGUGUACCAACUACGGUCUACAUUACAUGAUAGUUUAGUGUCGUUUCUUACAAUAAGGACUUGUCUGUAUACCAACUACGAUCUACAUCACUGGGUGGUUAAGUGUCGUGUCUCAGUAUCAAGGCUUGUCUGCAUACAAUGUAUAGUCUACAUCACUGGGUGGUUAAGUGUCGUGUCUCACUAUCACGGCUUGUCUGCAUACACAUUAUGUUCUACAUCACUUGAUUGUUAAGCUUUAAUGAUUUUGUUUGCGUACCUAUAACGGUCUAUAUCACUUGGUUACUAAGUGUCGUGUCUCACAAUAAGAGCUUGUCUGCAUAUUAGGUUCCGGAUGGUCUAGUUUUACUCUAUGGCUUUGUGUCUCCCUGUGGUGUUGUGCUAUCUUGUGGGUUAGUGUUACUUGUGGUUAAGUGUAAGCCAAUGAUUUAGUGUUACCCUGUGGUUUAGUUUAACGCUGUGAUUAAUUAGUGUUACCAUGUGGUUUAGUGUUAUCGCGUUGAUUAUUGUUAUCCAGUAAUGUUGUGUUACCCCUCGGUCUAGUGUUAACCCGUGGUUUAGUGUUACAGAGCUGUACCAUGUGGUUAAGUGUUACCCAUUGGUUUAGUGUAACCCUGAUGUUUAGUGUUAUCCUGUGGUUUAGUGAUACCCUGAUGUCUAGUGUUACCCUGUGGUUUAGUGUUACCCUGGUGCUUAGUGUUAUCUUGAUGAUUAGUGUUACCUAGAUGCUAAGUGUUAUCCAGAUGUUUAGUGUUACCCAGAUGUUUGGUGUUACCCUGUGGUUAAGUGUUACCCUAAUGUUUAGUUUUACCCCGUGGUUUAGUGUUACCCUGAUCUUAAGUGUUACCCUGAUGUUUUGUGUUACCCUGAUGUUAAGUGUUACCCUGUGGUUUAGUGUUACCCUGAUGUUUAGUGUUACCCUAAUGUUUAGUUUUACCCCGUAGUUUAGUGUUGCCCUUAUGUUUAGUGUUACCCUGAUCUUUAGUGUUACUCUGUGGUUUAGUGUUACCCUGAUGUUUAGUGUUACCCUAAUGUUUAGUUUUACCCCGUAGUUUAGUGUUGCCCUUAUGUUUAGUGUUACCCUUAUGUUUAGUGUUACCCUGAUCUUUAGUGUUACUCUGUGGUUUAGUGUUACCCUGAUGUUUAGUUUUACCCUUAUGUUUAGUGUUACCCUGAUGUUCAGUGUUACCCUGAUGUUUAAUGUUACCAUGAUGUUUAGUGUUACCCUGAAGUUUAGUGUUACCCUGAUGUUUAGUGUUACCCUGAUGUUUAGUGUUACUUUGUACCAGUUAUCAGGCAUUGAUGUAACUUUGAUGUAAUAAAAUAAGUAAUUAAAAUACUUCGAUGUUAUAAAAUAAGUGACAUAUACUUUCUUGUAAUAAAAUAAGUGACUGACAUACUUUGAUAUAAUAAGAUAAGUGACAAAUAUACCUCCUUGUAAUAAAAUAAGUGACUUGCAUACUUUCACAUCAUAAAAUAAGUGACUAACAUUCUUUGAUAUCAUACAAUAAGUGACUGGUAUACUUCGAUGUAAUAAGAUAAGUGACUUACAUACUUUGAUGAGAUAAAAUAGCUGACUGACAAACGUAUAUGUAAUAAAAUAAGUGACUUGUAUUCUUUCAUGUAAUAAAAUAAUUGGCUGUUUUAAAAUAAUGUAUUAAUAUACUUUGAUGUAAUAAGAUAAGUGACAAAUAUACUUGACUGCUUUAAAAUAUUGACUGAACAUCUUGUUUAUACGGCACUUACCACCACACGGCUGGUUUAAUGGCUAACCUUUUGUAUCAUGGUGUUGAAUCACAAUAAACAAACCGUGUUUGUUUUUUUGUUUUCUAUUGUUUAACGACCACUCGACACUUUGAGUCAA